This is a messenger RNA of Diachasma alloeum, 4135 nucleotides long. Its product is annotated as protein croquemort. The record is from RefSeq and is a predicted model, not a curated record. NCBI's taxonomy places the organism in Eukaryota, Metazoa, Arthropoda, Insecta, Hymenoptera, Braconidae. The transcript has 5 exons. Gene Ontology annotation, cellular component: cytoplasm; membrane. Gene Ontology annotation, molecular function: scavenger receptor activity. The coding region runs from base 290 to 1834 and encodes 514 amino acids.
UCAAACCCGCGCAUUGCUAUUUUUUCCUCACUUUCCUCGUCAUUCUGCGAUCGAAGGUCGAGUGUUUACGAGUAAACUGAAUCAUAACGAUAAUGUCACCCAUCAGCCAAAUACGAUUGGAUGUCGGAGAGACCAGUGACGAAUCGACCCAUUACGCCAAUCACAUUCACAUACUGUUAAUUGUUAUCUCUCGUCGAAAAUGAAGACUCAACGGUCUAUUUUUUUAACAAUAACCCUCGGAUAAGCCGAAAUGUCACAUUGAGCCAAAUUCUCUCGGCUUUCAUGUGACAUGUCAGACAUGGAAACCCUCGUUCCCUCGGGGUUAGGACCCACUGACUCCCUUGUGACACCACCACCGAGGAAGAUGGGAGUCUCCAAGGUGAAGGUCGGGAUUAUUUUUGCGGUGGCGAUUGUUGCUAUCGCUGUAGGGGUGGCAAUGGGAGUGCUCUGGAGUUCAAUAUUCGAUGAAAUUCUCUCUCGUGAACUAAUUCUAUCCCCAACCUCCAAGAGUUUCUCGAUAUGGAAGGAGACACCGAUUCCCAUGUACCUCAAGAUUUAUCUAUUCCACUGGACGAAUCCUCAACUGGUGGGAAAAGUAAAACCACACUUCAUUGAGAAAGGCCCCUACGUUUUCAAAGAAGUUGAUUACAAAGUCAAUAAAACUUGGAAUACUAAUGGCACAUUGACAUUCUAUCAAAAAAGAAUCUGGCAUUUCUUACCAUCAGAAUCUAAUGGUACUUUGGAUGACGAAAUUGUGAAUCUUAAUCCAAUUGCAGUUACAAUAGCCUACAGAGUAAGACACAAGUCAGGACCAAUAAAACAAAUGGUAAGCGGUGCCUUGGAGGUCCUCCAAGAGGGUUUAACAGUCCGGAAAAAGGUCCGCGAGCUGCUCUUCGAUGGUUACGAAGACAAGUUGAUUGACCUCGCUAAAGAACUCCACGUCCCAGGCAUCCCCUGGAACAAGUUCGGCUGGUUCUACGGUAGAAACCGUUCAGAAACGUACGAUGGCACCUUCAACAUGAACACCGGAGCCAACAGCAUGCAAGACCUGGGGAUCCUCCGGGAGUGGAACUACGAGAGGAAAUCGACAAUAUACUCUGGAAAAUGUGGAGAAAUAAACGGAUCCCUGGGUGAUCUCUGGCCCCCAGUGAGGUAUUACGAGGAUGUAUCUGUGUUUGCCCCAGAUGUCUGCACCCUAGUCCCAUUACACGACAAUGGAAUCAUGAAUUUCGACGGAUUGGAGGGGAAACAGUUCAUGGCGACUCCGGAGACCUUCGACAAUGGUAGUAGAGUGGAGUCACGAGCAUGUUACUGCAAAGACGUUGAGUGCCAGCCCUCGGGGACUUUAAACGUCUCAACAUGCAAAUUUGGGGCUCCAGCAUUCGUCAGUCUUCCCCACUUUCACCUGGCUGACGAGAGUUAUCGCAAUUCAAUUGAUGGACUCAGACCAGCCCACGAUGGAUCCCACGACUUCUACAUUCUCGUGCAGCCAGAUUUAGGGAUUCCCCUGCAGGUCAGGGCUCGUCUGCAGUUGAAUCUGCUGAUCCAGCCCAUCAAGCAUAUCAGGCUCUUCGAAAAAGUGCCAAAAGUCUUCAUUCCCAUGCUGUGGUUCAGGCAGGAGGCUGAUCUGUCCUCAGACCUGGGGUCUCAAUUGAAGUUUGUUCUUAUUCUCCCAACUCUGGGGCACGUCACUUUCUUCGGUAUUGCUGGUCUCGGAGUACUCCUUCUCUUUAUUGGGGGAGUUGUCUGCAUAAGGGGGAGGAGAAGAGCAGAGGACAAUCAGAGAUUGAUUGCCAAAACCGAGGGCAGUGGGACUGCUACGAAUGAAGGAUGAUUGAUGGCUCGUAAGAGGAGGAAACGAAAGAGUCAAUUAUAUUUUUUUAAUGCCAGGAGGAGGCGCUCCGAGGGGAAUCCUCACUCUCGGGUUGAACAGUCUUUCUAUUUUUCUUGAAGGUUUUUUAUUUGUAAAUAGGAGUUUGAGGCACAUGUGUUCUUGGGAGGAGCUUGGGGAGAGGGGUAUUAGGAAUAUCGUGAUAAACAAGUGCCUCGGGGGUUGAUCAUGGGGGGAACCUUGAAAAGAAUAUUUCCAAUGCCCGGUUAGAGUAUUAGGGGUUAAUAUACUGUAAUUAUUUGAAAGUUGAGAGAACUAGUUUUCAGGCCUUGGUGGAUUUAAUUGUCAAGGCUUGCCUAAAAUAUGGAGACAAUGAUAUUAAAUAUCUUAACUGAGCAAUUCGUGAUUCAUUACGAAUGUUGAAACACUCUAGGUAGAAUCGUAAGGACAUCGUUAAUCAGUGAAUUAAUUAAUUGUCAACUUAUGCGAGUUUUUUUUUCGUGGCAGUUUAUCACCACUGGCAAUCGUUCGAAUGUGCCUGUUAUACUUAAGUACAUGAAUCGUUCAAGAGCAGUAUCUAUGUACGUAUGAAAAGAUUUGAUGGAAAUUCUCUUGCAUUUAUAUUGGAAAUCUAUUCUUUUUUUUACAGCCAUUCCUAUAGAAAAUUUUUCAACUUUCCUGUGACUCAAUAGAUGCCUUUUUCUCGUGAAUUUUUCUAUUUCAUUUAUUCUGUUGGAAUUUUUUUCUGUAGGAAUUUCUGGACACAAAUUUUCCAAGUUUUGUUUUCUUCAAUUUUGUGAUAAGAAAUAAAAGAGAAAAUACCGGAAAAAAACAUGGAAAAUUUAUGUUUGAGAAUGUUUACAGAAAAUGUCUAAAGAGAGUAACUCUUUUGGAUGUAUUGAAAAUGUAUAUAUUGAUAAAAUUUAAUUUUUGUCCUUGUGACAAAGCGUAAUUUUCAAUCUGAAUCUAUAGGAAAUCUGCGGGAAAAUGGAAUUUUUACUACAUUUCUUAGAGAAAGUACUGGAUUUGCCAUUAAAUAUUUCCAUACGAGCAUGUACUUGCGAAUAAUUAAUCAAUCACCGGUUUAAUCGUCAUACUAACGAAAAUUGCGACUGGUACGAGAAUUGUGAUACCAAAAUGCAUUCUUUCAAUCAAAUAGAAGACUCUUCUUGGUACUUAAUCACCGAGAGCCUCGUUACUGAUAUUGAAUAGAUAGAAAUGUAAAUUUCGAAGUAGGAUAUGCGAAUUAGACAGUUUAUGGUACCCAGUUGAUAGUUAAAAAUAUUGUAAAAAAAAUCAUUAAUGAAACCAUGAAGUUUGUAUAAAUCGUGUAAUUACUGAGAGAACAUUUUUACAGCGUUAGACAGUAGCUUUAUCUUGACCGGUUUCAUUUCGAAUUCCUCGUUGUCUAUUGAAAAAUAUUGUUGCUUGUCAUUCUGAAAUAAAUGUUACCAUUUUUUAUUAAUAAAAGUUGAAAAUUAUUCGGAAGAAACGGAGAUGAGGUCAAUGUCUCAAUGAGAUCAUGAACUAGAAUUUAUUGAGAAACAAGUCAUUUCAACUUAUUCUUGUGUUCUCAUUCCUCUAAAUGAACUGAAAUUGUUAUUUAGUUUUUACUUACUGAAUCGUCUACAGUGUUCGGUAAAAGUUCGAUAUCUUUGGCCUCUACUGUUUUAUUUAUAAGCGUUUUUUCUCCUUUUAUUCUUCUCCAGCCUUCAGCUACGAAAUCUUUGUAACUAACAUAUUCCGGGCCUUCCAAAAAUAACAAAAUAAUGAAAAACAAAACGAAUUAUUAAAUUUGAAAAAUGCUGUGUGUGAGUCUUCCUACAAAUGUCAACAACAAGUCGUUAUGUAAAUGAUUAUUACCUAAAUGUAAUUUAAUAGACGGUGGGCCUUCCUUGACCGGAUUCUUAACGUUACUAGUGAUUAAACUGAGUUCUGUUGCAUUGAUCGGUAUUUCAUUGUACUGCCCACACUUGUCAUUCUUAACUCUUCGGUAAUCGAUUUCGUUCUGGGCGUAGGCUGUUCUUCGUGGGAUGAACACGUGCCACCACCUUUUUUCGGUGCUCUCGGCGCUCUGAUUGUCGUCGUAACAUGUUGAGCAACCACUGCAGGGCUCGGAGUAACGGAGGGUUCCAUUUAUCUCCCAGUUUACGUCUUUCUUUAUGCCACUGAAUAUAUAUGUCAUGUAUCUGAAAGGAGGACAGAGAAUAAUUUUAUUGAUUCAGUUCUUAUGAAAAUUAAAUUAAGGUUCGGAUGGAGUAUCGCAAUGUCCAUUGGAUUUUAGGUAAUAAUAAAAUUACGUGA